Molecule: messenger RNA, 1007 nt
Organism: Aspergillus novofumigatus IBT 16806
Lineage: Eukaryota; Fungi; Ascomycota; Eurotiomycetes; Eurotiales; Aspergillaceae
Exons: 3
Coding region: 347-898 (183 amino acids)
Source: RefSeq, a predicted model, not a curated record
AAAGUACGUUGACGGACUCGCAGCGUCUGAAUACCCUUCAACUCUCUCAAUAUGGUUAAAUGGUGGGAACUCACGACCGGUCUCUCAUUCAACAAUGACAGAGGAAACGCGAUGCUCAGCGCAAAGCUACCUGAUUAUGACGACAUCUAUUAGAAUGCGAGUAUUUCUCUCAAUGAUUAUGUAGGGGUGGACUACGGCCUUCUUCAGUGGGGUGGCCGCGGGAUCAGAUUCUUGGAAGAUAUCAAGGAUCUUGAGUUUCAUGCAAAAGGCCAACCCUACUUCUCUUGCAUGGUCAAGGGUAUGCACAGUGGCUGGGUGCCGACCUGGUUUGAGCUCACUGAUCACAAUGUCUUUAAUGAACAACAGAACCUUCUGCAUUGACACUCAAACAUUCAAUUCCACAACGGUUUUGUUCAAAUUAAAGGGUCACAAGAUCACGCCCAUUGUGAUCCCGUUCAUCAACAGCAAUAAGUGGAUCUUUUCCUCAUCCAUCUACAGAGACACCCCUGGUCAUUAUGAACUCUAUAAGGAUUUGCCAUCGUUCAAGUGUUGGAACGCUAAGAUAACCUGGGCAGGCAAUCAUCCUAACCCUCAUCUGAAAGACUUCUUCGGCGCGGUGGGAGAGAACUGGUUUGACCUGAAAUCUCAGGAGGGUGGCCGUGAAGCAAUUGUCGUCGAGGGAUUCUGGCACGGCCACAACACAGACAAAAAGGGCCAAUUCCUAUACAAUAUCGUCGGCAACGGGCGGUGGGCAGAUGACCUCGGUCUCAGCAGUCUUGCCGAGAGGCGAAAAUAUGCCAUUUUGGGAGAUUUGGAACUCCAUGAAGAAGAUCAAUACCGGGAGAAACUGAACAAGGAGCCCUUGACUCCUCGGGCCCAGAAAUUUAUGUUCGAGUAAAAGCUUGAUCAGUAUCGUACUGGCAGCAAAAAGUCCAAGGAGAACGGCGAAAUUGACACAGCUGGGAUGGAGAGAUUUUGGGGAGGAUUUGGGGGAGGACGCGGGGGAU